UUUUCUCGGGUGGCGCUGUCACUCGCACGUGUUUUGUUUUGUUUUGGGAGUCGCGUGGUUCAUCCGUAUUAUUUUCCGCAAUGUCCCAAUUUAAGCACCUAAAUUCGCGUCACUACACGGCUAGCAGAGAUGCCAAGAUCACGCCUGAUCACAUCUACUGGAGGAGACUUGGAGUUCCAGUGUUGGUGAAGGAGUUCGGCACGAUAGACUACAUCGACUUCAGUCCAGUGGAGCCCUACUAUUUUGCCGUGACGUGCUCGGUGCGAGUGCAGAUUUACAACCCCAUCACGAAGCUGGUGGUGAAGAAUCUAUCGCGCUUCCAGGAAAGUGCGUACGGCGGAACAUUUCGGAAUGAUGGGAAGUUGCUCGUGGCGGGAGAUGAAGAGGGUCUAGUGAAGCUCUUCGAUGUGUCCAGCAAGAAUAUCUUGAGGCUGUUCAAGGGACACAAAGGAGCUGUUCAUCGGGCUGCGUUUGUGCAAGAUUCCCUCCACAUAAGCAGCUUUUCCGACGAUAAGACGGUGAAGGUGUGGGAUUUGUCCACUGAGAAGGUGGUGAACGAGUUCUCAGGACACACAGACUACGUGAGAGCGGGAUGUACGAGUCCUGUGUCGCCACAUUUGCUGAUAUCAGGCGGAUACGAUCACAUGGUCAGAAUGUACGACACGAGAACGGCCAACAAUCAGGUUUUGGAGGUCAAUCACGAGAGUCCCGUGGAGUCCGUGAUUUAUCUGCCCAGUGGCGGCGUCUUUGUUACCGCCGGAGGAACGGAUAUCAAAGUCUGGGACGCGAUGGCUGGUGGAAAACUCUUGGCACGCAUUGCUCAGCACCACAAGACAGUGACUUGCCUGAAAUUGGCCAACAACGGUCGUCGCCUGCUAUCCGGAAGCCUCGAUCACAACAUAAAAAUCUACGAUGUGUCCAAUUACGAGUUCGUGUACAACAUCAACUACCCAAACAGCGUGCUCAGCAUGGGAAUAUCAGCCGAUGAUGAGACACUCGUGGCUGGCAUGGUGGAUGGUCUUGUGUCCAUUCGACGAAUGGAGAGUGAGAAAGCAGAUAAGGACCAAGAGCUUGAUGCUACCGAUCGUGGAGUGCGAAAAGGACGAUUGGAUCACGUUGACGAAGUGGUUCCUGAGCAGAAAAAGCCGAGUAUGGCACAAGUGGACAAGCAUCUUCGAGUCUAUGAGUACUCCAAGGCUUUGGAUUACACACUCAAUGCGUACUUCGUGAAGAAAAACCCCCAUGUGACUGUAGCACUAAUCCAGGAGCUCAUCCGUCGCAAGGGUCUGGCCAGAGCCUUCUCUGGGCGCUCUCACAAGUCUCUCGCCCAGCUUCUUCGCUUCCUGAAUCACCACAUCAAUGAUUACCGCUUCACGCGAGUGUUAAUCGACGCUGUGAAUAUUCUGUUGGAUGUCUACGAAGAUUCCAUGCCCACAUUCUCAAAGACUGUUCUGGAUCUGUUCAGACAGCUGGCCAGGAAGCUCAAACAAGAGGAGAAUAUCACGUAUGCGUGUCUCCAAGUGCAGGGAUGCACGGAUUUGCUGAUAUCCAAUGCUUCUCACACAACCAGAAGCAGGAAAAUGUACAAAGACGAUCUUAAGCAGUCAGAGAGUGCGAAGAAACUUGACACAAUAAAUGUGUAUUGAGGCGAAUUCA
Messenger RNA from Phlebotomus argentipes, 1656 nucleotides. RefSeq names its product U3 small nucleolar RNA-associated protein 15 homolog. The record is from RefSeq and is a predicted model, not a curated record. Lineage: Eukaryota; Metazoa; Arthropoda; Insecta; Diptera; Psychodidae. Gene Ontology annotation, biological process: rRNA processing; positive regulation of transcription by RNA polymerase I. The transcript is spliced from 2 exons. Gene Ontology annotation, cellular component: nucleolus. Gene Ontology annotation, molecular function: protein binding. Bases 81 to 1646 code for a protein of 521 amino acids.